UUGAAGUGUGAGUCAUCGCUUGUUAUAGUAAAUUUUGUGUUUCUCGGAACAAAAAUUUCAAGUUAAAAACGUAGCGCCAUUGAAGAAAUUAUCACUCUACUAUUUGUAGUGAAUCAUCAUAACAUCGGCAGAAUUACAUUUUUACACAUUAUGAGGUUUUAUGGAACUGACUGACACCACCUACUACGUUUUACUUUUGAUUGUCUUAUUACCGAUCAAAUUAUUCUUCGGUUUAUGGGCCUGGUUGGGUUGGGAGUUGUUCAAGAAUAAUUAGCUGUUAUGAGCGGUUCGUCCGACAGCACUCAGAAACUAAACAGCAUGAAGCGAAACCUAACUUUAGACUUUAACCAGGCGAAAAAGCCACAUUUGAACUUGAGCGCCGCAAGUUCCGUCCUUUCCUCGCCGGAUUUAAAUAUGCUAAAGGUCGGCACUCCGGAAUUGGAAAAGAUGAUAUUGGCGAACGGAAUUUCCACAAGUACGCCGACACCAUCCGGGCUGAUUUACUCGCGAACAGUCGCGGAGGAUCCCGAAACAUUCGCCAGCGGAUUCGUUAACGCCCUCAACGAUCUCCACAAUAACGCCAACACAAGCUCUGCAUCCGACAAUUCAUCAAGUGCCACAGUUUAUGCGGAAUUAGAACAGCCGACCCUGGGAUUUUUAACGCCGAUUAUCAAAGAAGAACCUCAAACCGUUCCGAAUAUACACAGCUCGUCACCUCCACUGUCGCCAGUCGACAUGGAAGCGCAAGAACGGAUCAAGCUUGAGAGAAAGCGACAACGCAACCGCCUUGCUGCCUCCAAAUGUCGUACGAGGAAACUGGAACGAAUUUCCAGACUAGAAGACAAAGUAAAACAUUUGAAAGGGGAGAAUGUUGAGCUCGCCUCUCUCGUCAAUCAGCUUAAAGAGCAAGUUGGCAUAUUAAAAGUGGAAGUUAUGGACCAUGUGCAAGCCGGAUGCAAUAUUAUGAUGUGAUAGUAGAAUAUAAUUAUCUAACAUUAUUUUUGUAAGUUAUUAAGUCAAACAAUGUUGAAUUUUU
This is a messenger RNA of Photinus pyralis (common eastern firefly), 1036 nucleotides long. RefSeq names its product transcription factor AP-1-like. Gene Ontology annotation, molecular function: transcription factor binding; DNA-binding transcription factor activity, RNA polymerase II-specific; RNA polymerase II cis-regulatory region sequence-specific DNA binding. The transcript is spliced from 3 exons. The record is from RefSeq and is a predicted model, not a curated record. Gene Ontology annotation, biological process: regulation of cell cycle; regulation of transcription by RNA polymerase II; regulation of cell population proliferation. Gene Ontology annotation, cellular component: transcription regulator complex. NCBI's taxonomy places the organism in Eukaryota, Metazoa, Arthropoda, Insecta, Coleoptera, Lampyridae. The coding region runs from base 280 to 972 and encodes 230 amino acids.